UAUUCAUGUGUAAUCAGUCUAAUGUCAGAAUCAGAAUGAAAGAAAAAUAAUAAAAUAAGGAAACUGCGUAAAUGAAGUGAUUAAAACUCAGUAGCAGUAUUAAAAUUAUUUUUUAUAAUAAGACGACGAAUAAAUAAAAAUAAAUCAAUCUAUGGUGAAGAUGGAUAAGUUUGCAAUAGAUUUAGAUCAGGUACUCAAUGAUUUUGAAUAUAGUGAGCUAACAGAUCAGUACCAUUCCUCAAGAAAUCAAGAAGGACAUACAAGUACUUCCUCUAAUAAUAGUAAUGGAAAACAUUCUAUCAACAACGUUUUUCACAGUUUGAAUGAAUAUUUGAAUACGAAUAUCGAUGUAGCGGAUGUUAGCCAAAUAGAAAAUACAUCUAAAAAAUCUACUUGUAAUAAUUCAAUUUCUGAGCCCGAUAAUGUGAAAAGUAUUGAUGACAGUAGUGAAUCAACAGUUGGUGGUUCAUCAAAAAAUGAAGAAAUAUGUAAUUCAGACAGAAAUGAAACUAUCAUCGCAUCUUUCAUUUUAGAUGAAGUAGAAAAGUUGAAAGUUUCAUCAUGUGAAAUAGAAAAGGAAACCGUUGAUAUUAGUUCUAAAAUAGAGAAUGACAAUUAUGACGACCACAAGAAAAAAGCAAAUUCUGUAGAAAAAAAUAACUCUGAAGAUAUUGUCCAAUUUAGUAAUCUAAUUGAAGUAUCUAAUGAGAGUACAGAAGUAAAAGAGUCUCCUGAAAGUAAUGUGCAACCUAGUAGUCUUAUUGAAAUUUUUAAUGAGAAUGCAAUAGAUAUUCGUGAAACACAAAAUGAAAAUAUAAUUAUAGCACAGAAAGAAAACAGUGAUGUUCAUUUUGAUGUGGAAAAUAUUGAGGAAUCAUCUAGAGUUGGAUUCAAAGAUGAAUUAAAUUUAAGUGACAGUGAUAUAAAUACAUUACUGGCAGAAUUUGAAAUUGAACUAGCAGUAACUGAAGGUGAUAUAAAUAAUCGUCCAACUACCGAGAAUGUUUCUAUAAUUGAUAAUUCAGAGAUACCUUUAAACAACUUAAAAAUUCCACAAGGUGAUAUAAUACAUAGUAACGAACCAGAAGUUCUAAAAAUGGAUCUUGAAUUUCCUAAAAAUGAUGAAGAAAUUCACAGCUACCAAAGAAAUGUUGAAAGAAAUAGCCCAACAACUUUAAAUAAUGAUGAAGAAGUUCUGAAAGAUGAUCAUAAAGAUAAUCCCAUCAUGCUAGAAAAUCACUCAAAAACUUGCGAGAGAACUUUGGAAAAAAAUGAGGAUAGUCACGAAGUUCAUGAAAAAUAUCUUGAUACUGAAAGUGGUCAUUCAAUUGAAAAUGUUACUGUUUGUGAAAAUAAGCUGACCUCUGGAGAUGAUAUGGUAGAAUACAAAGAUGCCAAAGAUUGUAAAAAUAAUGAAUUCUUAGAGAGAGAAAAUAUCAGUGAUAUAAAAAGUGAUGAGAAAACACAAGUGACAAAUAAAGAACAAGAAUCUCUGCCUGUAGUUAUUAAAACUGAAAUUGAAACUAACUCCAAGUGUAGCCCGGAUAGUGAAGAAACUGAAAUCCAAGUUGACAAAAAUUCUGGUGAUGAUGAAGCGGUACAUAAGGAAUGUGAAAAUGAAGAAGCCAAAACUGAAUCGGCUAACUUAGCAGAAGGAGAUACUGGAAUAUCUUCUAUUGGCAGUCUCAGUGGAGAGAAUGAUGAAAAUGAAGUAAAAAAUGGUGAAUCGCUCGAUUCGUCUUGUAGACCAAAGAAUUUAUCUUUAAUCGGUGCUGAUGGGGAUCUUCAAAGAGAAAUUAAUUUGAUAGGAGGACCUGGUUCCACUCCUUAUAACAAUGUCUACGUUAAUGAAGAAAUACAGAAAAUCUCUAUGGUCGAUAGCGACACAGAUUGCUCAACGUCUGCAUCAAAUACGUUUUCUGAUGCUAGCAGUAUUGCCUCUACUGCAUCUACAGAAGAAAUGAAAGACGAUAAUCAAAUUGUUGAAAACGUUAUUUCUACAACUAUAGACAAUUCUGCCACAUCUAUCGAAAGUCCACAAGUUAAUAGUAGUGACACUGGUGAAAACUCUACUCCGGGACCUAUUUCCACUGAGGAAACUGUUGAUGCAAAUAAAACAGAAAAUGAAACAGGGGAAAACUCCGAAUUUCCAACUGAAAGUACUGAAAAUUGUGAUUUUAUGGACACUCAAGCACCGGAGCCUACUCCAGAAGUUAAUUUAAGUGGUCUGUGUGGUGAGAGACAAUGGUUGGGAAAAGAAGCUCCGCUUUGGAUACCCGACUCGGAUACUACCAGUUGCUUGCAUUGUGACAUGAAAUUUACUGUUUUGAAAAGGAGGCAUCAUUGUAGAGCGUGUGGCCUGGUUCUUUGUUCGAAAUGCUGUUACCUUCGGUUCAAAUUGGAGUAUCUGGAUGCUGAAGCUAGAGUUUGCAACAAAUGUCAUAAUAUACUGAAUACAGAAACAAAUAGUAGUUCAAGCUCGGACGUCUCUCCCGAAUCUGGAAAUUCUCCCCAUCAUCGCCCCAAUCCAAAUAACCCACUGGAGUAUUGUUCCACAAUAUCUCCACUGGAGCAAGUUGGAAGCAGUAGUACCAAUCCACCAGCCAUAAUGGUUCCUGUGGGCGUACUGAAACGAAAAGGUUCAAAUAAGGCGAAAUCAAACAAAAGCGUCAUGUUUUGUGAUGGUAUUCGCCCUGGAAGUGAUCUGACGAAUCUGGACAAUGAUUUCAAUUAUAAUAACACAAAAACAAAGAAACUGGAGAAAAAUAAUUCAUCUAUUGGAAAAGUCAACAUAAAUUUGCCCAUCAUUGAUUCAGAAACAAACACAUUUAUCCCUAAGAGUGAAAACAGCUUACCACCUCUUGUGACAAGAUGUAAAACAGACAUCACUUAUACAGACUGUUCUAACAAUUCUGCAACGGUUGAUAUGCUGAAACAAGGUCAACAUACAUUCGCAGUCCAUCUCAGUUUAUAUGUACAUGCUAAAAUAAUUGAUAUGAGCUGCUGCAUUAAUAAAAUGGCCUGGUGUUUUUGUACCGAAGGAAUGAUAAAUGUUGGACAAGAUGAAAUUGUAAUAUUAUUAGAAUACAUAGACGAAGAAUCAUUUGUACCCAAAGAUAUUUUUUAUCAUAUCAAUAAUAUUUACACUGAUGCAGUUAAAGGCAGUUCUGUGAAGGAAUUGGGAUUAUCAUUACACAAUUCUACAAAUUUUUUAGAUUCUAAAAAUCAUGCAGGAUUCGUCUAUAUCCGUCCAACUUUUCAAUGUGUGGAAAACAUCAUAAAACCCAAAGAUCCGUACUUGAUAGGUAUUUUAAUUCAUCGAUGGGAAACACCUUGGGCAAAGUUGUUUCCUUUAAGGUUAAUUCUCAGAUUGGGAGCAGAAUAUAGAUACUAUCCAAGCCCCAUCAUAUCCACGAGACACAGGGACAGUGUUUUUGUGGAAAUAGGACACACUAUUAUCAAUUUACUAGCUGAUUUUAGAAAUUUUUCUUAUACUCUUCCUCAGAUCAGAGGGUUAACUAUCCAUAUGGAAGACAAAAAUACCACUGUGACCAUCCCAGUCAAUCGCUAUGAUCAGGUACAUUUGGCUUUCACACACUGUGUAUGUUUCGUAUUUACUGGUGCGAGUUUCAUAGUAUUCAAUGGUGCCCUGAAAUCUUCUAGUGGACUUACUGCAAAAUCCAACAUAGUGGAAGAUGGACUGAUGAUUCAAGUACCGCCAGAACACAUGCAGCAAAUCAGGGAUAAGUUGAGGGCGAUGAAGGACCACACAAUAGCUUGCGGCUGUGUAAAUGCUGAUUCAGAUGAAACUAUUAAUAUUGUGUGGGGCGAAAACGAUGUGAAUUUUAAUGUGGGAGUAACAUCAGCCAUUGACGGUAUGUCAUUGAGUGGAAUACCAUCCAUCAGAGUCCAUAAUGGGAAAAAUCAUGUCUGCGUUAACGGGAACAGGAUCAUUAGAUGGACAGAAGUUUUCAUCAUUCAGAACGGAGAGGACAGUCCCAAAAAUCAAGACCCAAUCGACGUAUCUAGAUUAUCGGAAAGCAUUGCAAAAGCAACUUGCGAUGCUCUAGUCAAAUAUCUAGACCUCUUACUGACAAACAAUUGCCAGAAGUUGGGCAUCAGAGUCACCUUGCAGGAAGACAAUGUUUCAUAUUUUGCUGGAAGCAAUGGAACGAAGUUGCCUCCUAUUUAUAUGAAGAGUCUAGAUGAUGAACUGAUUCCUGUGCUCCACAGAAUAACGUCAAAUGAUCUAAGGGAGAGUUCAAUAGUAUUGGAGUUGAUAUUUCGAAUAUUGAAUGUAUAACAGGAAACACCUUUUUGGGAAUUGAUCUGUGAAGUUUUCAUAAUUUGAGACUGAAAGCUCAACAUGAAUAAAUGAUGUCAGAAAAUGCUGAGUUGAAAUAGAACCUUAUUAGAUAUUAGCUACUCAUUUUACCUUAAAAAAAUUUAAACAAAAUUGAAAUAUAUUACCCAUUACCAGUAUUACAUUUUCAAAAAGUAUUAGAUUAUGCAGUAGACUAAUCAUAUUCAUGGGAAACUUUAUUAGUUUCAUAGGUAGGAUUAUUAUUCGAAAUAUUUUGUACUUACUAAUAAGAUCUAUUUUGAUUUCCACUUUAUACAUUCAACACAACCGC
This is a messenger RNA of Leptinotarsa decemlineata (Colorado potato beetle), 4634 nucleotides long. Its product is annotated as Smad anchor for receptor activation. The record is from RefSeq and is a predicted model, not a curated record. Lineage: Eukaryota; Metazoa; Arthropoda; Insecta; Coleoptera; Chrysomelidae. Gene Ontology annotation, cellular component: early endosome membrane. Gene Ontology annotation, molecular function: metal ion binding. Gene Ontology annotation, biological process: endosomal transport.